This is a messenger RNA of Lobosporangium transversale, 234 nucleotides long. Its product is annotated as ubiquitin. The transcript has a single exon. Gene Ontology annotation, molecular function: ubiquitin protein ligase binding; protein tag activity. Gene Ontology annotation, biological process: modification-dependent protein catabolic process; protein ubiquitination. The record is from RefSeq and is a predicted model, not a curated record. Gene Ontology annotation, cellular component: cytoplasm; nucleus. The annotation marks the transcript as partial. Lineage: Eukaryota; Fungi; Mortierellomycota; Mortierellomycetes; Mortierellales; Mortierellaceae.
AUCUUCGUAAAGACGUUGACAGCCAAAACAAUAGCUUUGCCGUUUAAGCCUAAAUAUACAAUCGAGAGCAUUAAAAGCAUGAUUCAGAUCCAUGAGAAUAUUCCUUCAGACCAGCAAAGACUGGUUUUCCAAGGAAAGCAUCUUAAAAAUGGAAGAACUCUGCAGGAUUACAACAUCCAACAUGGAUCGACUUUGCAUUUUAUAUUACAUUUGAAAGGUGGGGCUUUUGAGCCU